Molecule: messenger RNA, 477 nt
Organism: Penaeus indicus
Lineage: Eukaryota; Metazoa; Arthropoda; Malacostraca; Decapoda; Penaeidae
Product: cuticle protein 18.6-like
Exons: 3
Coding region: 1-477 (158 amino acids)
Cellular component (GO): extracellular matrix
Source: RefSeq, a predicted model, not a curated record
AUGGAUAACGUUUUCUAUGUUUCCGUCGUCAGCUCAAUUGCGAAGGGUGUGGCUGGUGGCCAUAUAAGCAGAGUUCCGUCAUACAACACGCCUGCGCCCAUUUACUUUGCACCAGCUCCGUCUUACAAUGCUCCCGUCCGUUCCUAUAACACCCCUGCUCCUUCAGGGCCAGCUCAGUACGACUUCAACUAUGCAGUGAGAGAUGACUACUCUGGAAAUGACUAUAAUCACCAAGAAAAUCGCCAUGGCUACGAUACACAAGGAGCUUACUACGUUCUCCUUCCCGACGGCCGAGUGCAGAGAGUUGCCUACACCGUGAACGGCGACUCUGGACACGUUGCGGAAGUUACUUACGAAGGAGAGGCCCAAUACCCUGCUUACCAGCCUGCCUCUUCUCGCUCCUACCAGCCCGCCCCCGCUCCUUCCUACCAACCAGCUCCUACUCCUUCCUACCAAACCACUCCUACCUAUGCAUAA